CCUUGAGAGCAUAGUACACACUUAUAAACGACUCACUGUGCGUCAGUAGAACCUACUGAACGUUAGUUCAGGAACUCGCGAACUUUUCAUGCCCAAGCCCUGAAAACGGCUAUGCUUAGUGCUGUCACAAAGUGCCUGUUGUCCAAUUCUGUCGCCGGGAUAAGAAUGAUGUCUCACAGCAGUCUUUCUGGAAAAGUUGCCAUAGUAACUGCUUCCACGGAUGGGAUUGGCCUGGCCGCAGCUCAAGCGCUGGGUAAGAGAGGAGCUCAUGUUGUUGUGAGCAGUCGACGGCAAGCGAAUGUUGACAAGGCUGUAGAAUUACUGCGUAGCGAGAAGAUCAAAGUCACUGGGACUACGUGUAAUGUGGGGAAAAGCGAAGACAGAGAGAAGCUGGUGAAUAUGACAUUAGAGGAGUGUGGUGGUGUUGAUAUCCUGGUCUCCAACGCAGCUGUAAACCCCUUCUUUGGCAAUAUCUUGGACUCUACAGAGGCAGUCUGGGACAAGAUCCUAGAUGUGAAUGUGAAGGCUGCUUUUCUUCUUACCAAACUUGUGGUGCCACACAUGGAGAAAAGAGGGGGUGGAUCUGUCGUGUUUGUGUCAUCAGUAGCAGGUUAUCAGCCUUUUCAGGCGUUGGGUCCGUACAGCGUGAGCAAGACGGCCCUGUUGGGUUUGACUCGCGCUCUGGCCCCUGAACUGGCUCAGAGCAACGUUCGGGUCAACUGUGUGGCUCCUGGAAUCAUCAAAACCCGCUUCAGCUCAGCGUUAUGGGCAAGUGAGGACAUGGUAGAUGAAUUUAAGAAACAGCUGAGCAUUAAAAGGCUUGGGGAGCCAGAGGAUAUCGGUGGAGUUAUCGCUUUUCUGUGUUCCGACGACGCUUCCUACAUCACGGGAGAGACCGUCACGGUGACGGGUGGCAUGAAUUGCAGACUAUAGGGAGAGUGUGUGUUUGUGUGUGUGUGUGAGGGAGAGCGUGCAGGAGAAGCACUUUGAAUAAAGUAAACUUAUGGAAAAUAUGAUGUCAUGUUAGGAGGAGUAGUCAAAAUUCUCUAUCAUUGUGUAGGGCAUAGACUCACAAUGGAACAGAUGAACAUCAGUAAAACUGCUUUUAUACACAC
This is a messenger RNA of Chanos chanos (milkfish), 1115 nucleotides long. RefSeq names its product dehydrogenase/reductase (SDR family) member 4 (gene dhrs4). Bases 112 to 933 code for a protein of 273 amino acids. Gene Ontology annotation, molecular function: carbonyl reductase (NADPH) activity. The record is from RefSeq and is a predicted model, not a curated record. The transcript is spliced from 9 exons. NCBI's taxonomy places the organism in Eukaryota, Metazoa, Chordata, Actinopteri, Gonorynchiformes, Chanidae.